Molecule: messenger RNA, 1864 nt
Organism: Hordeum vulgare subsp. vulgare (domesticated barley)
Lineage: Eukaryota; Viridiplantae; Streptophyta; Magnoliopsida; Poales; Poaceae
Product: putative glutamine amidotransferase GAT1_2.1
Exons: 2
Coding region: 84-1418 (444 amino acids)
Cellular component (GO): cytosol
Molecular function (GO): hydrolase activity, acting on carbon-nitrogen (but not peptide) bonds, in linear amides
Source: RefSeq, a predicted model, not a curated record
CCACACCAAGAACACGCCAUUGAUCUCCAACCUCCAUACAAGUGUUGAGAAUUUCGAGGCGAGAGGAGGUAGCUAGCCCAGCCAUGUCUCCCUCCCCUCAUCUUCUUCCUUCCACUGAUCGGGUCCUCCCCCGCGUCCUCAUCGUCUCCCGCCGCACCGUCCGCAAGAACAAGUUCGUCGACUUCGUCGGGGAGUACCACCUGGACCUGGUGGUGGGCUACGGCGCGGCGCCGGUCAUCGUGCCGCGGGUCGCCGGCGUGCACGCCAUGCUCGACUCCUUCGAGCCCAUCCACGGCGUGCUCCUCUGCGAGGGCGAGGACAUCGACCCCUCCCACUACGACGCCAGCGGUGAGGACUCCGCCGACGCGCUCUCGCCGGAGCAGCUCGAGGCGGUGCGGCGCCUCCAUCCGAGCGACGCCGCGGUGGACCACGAGAAGGACUCCAUCGAGCUCCUCCUCGCGCGCCGCUGCCUCGACCGCAACGUCCCCUUCCUCGGCAUCUGCCGCGGCUCGCAGGUGCUCAACGUCGCCUGCGGGGGGUCCCUCUACCAGGACGUCGAGCACGAGCUCCACCAAUCGGCCGACGCCGCCGUCUGCCACAUGGACUACGCCAACUACGACGGCCACCGGCACCCGGUGCGCGUGCUCCCCGGCACGCCGCUGCACGACUGGUUCGCCGAGUCGCUGCUCGACGGCGGCGACCAGCUCAUGGUGAACAGCUACCACCACCAGGGCGCGCGGCGCCUGGCCAAGCGGUUCGUGCCGAUGGCGCUGGCGCCGGACGGGCUGGUCGAAGGAUUCUACGACCCCGACGCGUACAGCCCCGGCGAGGGCAAGUUCAUCAUGGGGCUGCAAUUCCACCCGGAGCGCAUGCGCAAGGAGGGCUCCGACGAAUUCGACUACCCUGGCUGCACCAAGGUCUACCAGGAGUUCGUCCGCGCGGUGGUGGCAUACCAAGGGAAGCUGGCCGCCUCUCAAGUGCACGUCCGGAGCGCGGUCACCACGGCAGCGCCCAAACUGAACCAGGAAGUGGAGAAGCAGCGCAAGGUGAUCGUGCGGAGCGUCUCGCUCGCCAAGAACAUGCACGUCUUCGGCAACACCGCCGGCACGCAGCAGCAUCCGGCGGAGCACCUGGACGGCGGCGCGGAGGCGAUCCUGGAGUCGAACAGGGCGCUGAGCGUGCAGCAGGAGAAGCGGCUGAAGCAGAUGGGUGCGACGGUGCGGAACGCGUCGGGGUACAUGAACAGGCUCAAGGUGAGCGAGGAGCGGGAGGCGGCGGCGCGGGCGCUCAUGGCCAAGAUGUCGGUCGCCCAGCUCGCCAGCCUCGCCGCAUUCUACCGCGCCAUGGGCAACGCCUGCUCCGAGGUGCUCGACGGCAAGCUCCAGCCGCCGUCCCCAAGUCCAACCCUGCACGAGUGAAGCCGUGCUCUGUCUGUGAUCUGUCAACCUGGCCGGUAAUGCUUGCUCGGUUGAUCAUCAGAAAAUCCGAAUGUUGCAUGGCAUCCAUGCACGGUACUCCCUCUUGUAAACUAAUAUAAAAACAUCUAAAUUACUAAAGCAGAGUUUCAAAUGUAUUUAUAUUAGUUUAAGGUAAUUAAUUAAUCCAUGAUGUCGAUGUCAAUAUUACUCGAGAAGUGUUAGUUGACUUUGUUGAGGUGUGGAUGACGAAUGGAAAGACCAAGAGAGUAAGUAGUGUAGAUGAUUUGUAGUUGAGGUGUCAUUCUGAUCCAGUGGUCAGUCCCCUCGUACGUUAUCUGUCUUGUACACUAGUUUCUUCCUCAAAUUAGCUACUCCCUGUGAUUUAUAAUAUGGUACCGAAAUCCGUCUAAAUACUCCCUUCGUUUUUUUAGUCUGCAUAUAAGGUA